This is a messenger RNA of Trematosphaeria pertusa, 2905 nucleotides long. RefSeq names its product P-loop containing nucleoside triphosphate hydrolase protein. NCBI's taxonomy places the organism in Eukaryota, Fungi, Ascomycota, Dothideomycetes, Pleosporales, Trematosphaeriaceae. The record is from RefSeq and is a predicted model, not a curated record. Gene Ontology annotation, cellular component: ribonucleoprotein complex; cytosol. Gene Ontology annotation, biological process: translational elongation. Gene Ontology annotation, molecular function: ribosome binding; translation elongation factor activity; GTPase activity. The coding region runs from base 175 to 2706 and encodes 843 amino acids. The transcript has 6 exons.
AGCGCCUCGGGCUUAUAUAGAGCGCUCCCCGCCUGCUUGCCUUUGGUCUGCACAGCCAGAGCACCAACUGCAACCUCUGCAACCUUUUAAGCCUGCCGACCCCUCCGUGCGGGGUAUUCGAACGCAACCUACCACCGAAUUUUCAAGUAGAGAACAGCAAACAACACCGCCAAAAUGGUCAACUUCACGGUCGAAGAGAUACGUGCCUUGAUGGACAGCGCGGCCAACAUCCGCAACAUGUCCGUCAUUGCCCACGUCGACCACGGCAAGUCCACCCUCACCGACUCCCUCGUGCAGCGAGCCGGUAUCAUCUCUGCGGCGAAAGCUGGAGAAGCGCGGUUUACGGAUACGCGACCGGACGAGCAGGAGCGUGGUGUGACGAUCAAGUCCACCGCCAUCUCCCUGUAUGCCACCCUGUCCGACCCGGAGGACCUCAAGGACAUCCCCGUCAAGGUCGAGAAGAACGACUUCUUGAUCAACCUCAUCGACUCGCCCGGACACGUUGACUUCUCGUCCGAGGUCACGGCCGCCCUCCGUGUCACCGAUGGUGCGCUCGUCGUCGUCGACACCGUAGAAGGUGUCUGCGUCCAGACCGAGACUGUGCUGCGACAGGCUCUUGGUGAGCGUAUCAAACCCGUCGUCAUCAUCAACAAGGUCGAUCGUGCGCUGCUCGAGCUGCAGGUUACAAAGGAGGACCUGUACCAGAACUUCUCGCGUGUCAUUGAAUCCGUCAACGUCGUCAUUGCCACCUACUUCGACAAGGCCCUCGGUGAUGUCCAGGUCUACCCCUACCAGGGUACCAUUGCCUUCGGCUCUGGUCUACACGGCUGGGCCUUCACUGUCCGCCAGUUUGCUGCCCGAUACGCAAAGAAGUUCGGUGUCGACAAGAACAAGAUGAUGGAGCGUCUCUGGGGCGACAACUACUUCAACCCCAACACCAAGAAGUGGACCAAGACCGGCAAUCACGAGGGCAAGCCGCUUGAGCGUGCCUUUAACCAGUUCAUCCUUGAUCCCAUCUUCCGCAUCUUCGGCGCAGUGAUGAACUUCAAGACUGAGGAGAUCCCGACUCUGCUCGAGAAGCUUGAGAUCAAGCUUACCAGCUCGGAGAAGGACCUCGAGGGCAAGCAGCUCCUCAAGGUUGUCAUGCGCAAGUUCCUUCCAGCUGCCGACGCCCUUCUGGAGAUGAUGAUUCUCCACCUGCCGUCUCCCAUCACCGCCCAGAAGUACCGUAUGGAGACUCUCUACGAGGGUCCCCACGACGAUGAGAACGCCAUUGGUAUCCGUGACUGCGAUCCCAAGGGCCCGCUCAUGUUGUACGUCUCCAAGAUGGUGCCGACCUCCGACAAGGGUCGAUUCUAUGCCUUCGGUCGUGUCUUCUCUGGUACCGUUCGCUCCGGUCUUAAGGUCCGCAUUCAAGGCCCCAACUACAUCCCCGGAAAGAAGGAAGACUUGUUCGUCAAGGCCGUUCAGCGUACCGUUCUCAUGAUGGGUCGUUCCGUCGAGCCCAUUGAGGAUGUGCCGGCUGGUAACAUUCUUGGUCUCGUCGGUAUCGACCAGUUCUUGCUCAAGUCUGGUACACUUACCACGAACGAGAAUGCGCACAACUUGAAAGUCAUGAAGUUCUCCGUGUCCCCCGUCGUGCAGCGUUCCGUUGAGGUCAAGAACGCCCAGGAUCUGCCCAAGCUGGUCGAAGGUCUUAAGCGUCUCUCCAAGUCUGAUCCAUGCGUCCUGUGCUCCAUCAACGAGUCGGGAGAGCACAUCGUCGCCGGUGCUGGUGAGUUGCACCUCGAGAUUUGCUUGAAGGACUUGGAAGAGGACCACGCUGGUGUGGCACUCCGAUUCUCCGAUCCUGUCGUCCAGUACCGUGAGACGGUUGGCGCCCCCUCGCGCAUGACUGCGCUGUCCAAGUCGCCCAACAAGCACAACCGUCUGUACGUCACUGCGCAGCCUUUGGAUGAGGAGGUUUCCGUGGCUAUCGAGCAGGGCAAGAUCGGCCCUAGGGACGAUUUCAAGUCUCGUGCCCGUCUGCUUGCCGAUGAGCACGGCUGGGACGUCACCGAUGCCCGUAAGAUUUGGUGCUUCGGUCCCGACACUACUGGCGCCAAUCUGCUCGUCGACCAGACCAAGGCCGUCCAGUACCUGAACGAAAUCAAGGACUCUGUCGUCUCUGGUUUCCAGUGGGCUACCAAGGAAGGCCCGGUUGCUGAGGAGCCGAUGCGAUCGGUCCGCUUCAAUAUCAUGGAUGUUACCCUCCACGCCGAUGCUAUCCACCGUGGUGGCGGUCAGAUCAUUCCUACUGCUCGUCGUGUGUUCUACGCCGCUACUCUGCUUGCAGAGCCGAGCCUGCAGGAGCCUGUCUACCUCGUCGAAAUCCAGGUGCCCGAGCAGGCUAUGGGUGGUAUCUACGGUGUGCUUACCCGGAGGAGAGGCCAUGUCUUCGAGGAGAACCAGCGUGUCGGAACCCCGCUCUUCAACGUCAAGGCCUACCUUCCCGUCAACGAGUCCUUCGGUUUCACUGCUGAUCUUCGUUCCAACACUGCCGGCCAGGCCUUCCCUCAGAUGGUGUUCGACCACUGGCAGAUCCUUCAGGGUGGCUCACCGCUUGACUCAUCGACACUGCCGGGUAAAAUCGUCUCCACGAUGCGAAAGCGGAAGGGUAUCAAGGUUGAGGUGCCGGAUUUUAGCAACUACUAUGACAAGCUAUAGAGGAAAGGUAUCCAAAAUCGUUAGAUUUCCUUUACUCUCGACCUUGGUGCGGCGGUCUUGGGCCUGCUCGCGAUAGCUGGUCGCUGUAUAGCACGAAAAGUUCCAAUAUGGAGCAACCAGGCACGAAAACGUGGAUCCGAGCAGCUGGCUCUUGGGGUUGGACAUAAGACACGGUUAAUGACCCUUUCCCUAGCGUGCU